Molecule: messenger RNA, 1729 nt
Organism: Monodelphis domestica (gray short-tailed opossum)
Lineage: Eukaryota; Metazoa; Chordata; Mammalia; Didelphimorphia; Didelphidae
Gene: RRAD
Product: RRAD, Ras related glycolysis inhibitor and calcium channel regulator
Biological process (GO): negative regulation of high voltage-gated calcium channel activity
Cellular component (GO): plasma membrane
Molecular function (GO): calcium channel regulator activity; GTP binding; GTPase activity
Source: RefSeq, a predicted model, not a curated record
GGGCCACUGGAGCCCGGACAUAAAUAGGCGGUGCUGGGGCUCUCCGGGAGAUCAGCCCAAGCAGAGCAGAGGCCGAGGCAUCCGGGAGCGCACAGUCAGACGUCUCGGGAUCAGCAGCUAAGUCUCUACGGGAGUGGGCCACAGGCGGUGGGCACGAUGACCCUGAAUCGCGGAGCUCAGCGGCGCUGCGGGGACCGUCGGCGGGGCAGCACGCCCUUUCUUACACAGCAGCACCUGCACCGCCGCAGCAUGCCGGUGGAUGAGAGAGACCUUCAGGCGGCUCUGCCCGCAGGUCCCUUGGGCCAGCUGUCCAGUCUGGUGCGGCGCCCCUCCGGAAACCCCAGAGAGUCCAGCGAUUGCUGGGCCUCAGGCUCUUCGGACUCCAUCACCUCUUCAGGCAGCGAGUCUGACGGUCACCUGUACAAGGUGAUACUUCUGGGCGAGCGCGGGGUGGGCAAAACCAGCCUGGCCCGCAUCUUCGGUGGCGUCGAGGAUGGGCCUGAAGCCGAGGCCGCUGGGAAUACCUAUGACCGAUCCAUCGUGGUGGAUGGCGAAGAGGCUUCUCUGGUGGUGUUUGACAUCUGGGAACAGGAUGAGAGUCAGUGGCUGUCCAAUCAUUGCAUGAAGAUGGGCGAUGCCUAUGUCAUUGUGUACUCGGUCACUGACAAAGUGAGUUUUGAGAAGGCCUCGGAGCUGCGCAUUCAGCUACGGCGUGCCCGCCAAUCAGAGGACAUCCCCAUCAUCCUUGUGGGCAACAAGAGCGACCUGGUCCGUUCCCGAGAAGUCUCCGUGGAUGAAGGCCGCGCCUGUGCCGUCGUGUUUGACUGCAAGUUCAUUGAGACAUCAGCUGCCCUUCACCACAAUGUCCAGGACUUGUUUGAGGGCAUCGUCCGGCAGAUCCGGCUCCGGAAGGACAGCAAAGAAGACAACGCCCGGAGGAUGGCCAACACCAAGAGGCGAGAGAGCAUUGGCAAGAAGGCAAAGCGCUUCCUGGGCAGAAUCGUGGCCAAGAACAACAAAAAGAUGGCUUUCAAGGCCAAAUCCAAGUCCUGCCAUGAUCUCUCUGUGCUCUAGGUGGAGCUCCUGGGGGGAGGGGGGAAGGGGAGCACCCCAAGGGGUGGCACAGAGGGAUUCUUGGUAGGCACAGAGCCCCUAUCCGUGCUAUAGUGGAAUGAGCACUAGAUUCGGAGUCCUGGGACCUGGGGUCACAUCCUAGGACUCUGCCGCUAACUAUGUGAUCUUGGACAAGCGACUACCGCAGUUUGGGACUUGGUUUCUUCAUCUACAAAAUGAGGGAAUUGGACAAUUCAAUAGCUUGAAAUCCACGAUGCCUUAAGAUUCGGUGAUGAUUCUGGGAAGGAGGCUGGAGUGGCUGCCGGGGGAGGCUGGAGGCUGAAAGCAGCUGGAGCUCCAGCCUUUGCCCAGCCAAGGGGCCUUACCCCUAUGGCCUGGCUGGAGCUCUGUGUGCUUAUUGGACAUGACUGCACCGUCCCAAGUCAUCCCUUGAAGGAGGCCCCAGGACCUGGGUACGCAGGCCCGUACUUGUUUCAGACCCCUGUGGGGACAGUCGAAACCACAUCCCGGUGGGAGAAAAGGAAUGGGGAGGGAGGGGGUGAUUUGGUUGAAUAUUUUAUGCAGUAAGUUAAUAUUGCACUUACAUUUAAGUCGUUUGAUGAAUUUGUAAUUUGUUUACAUGCAGACUUUUAUAAUAAAGGAUUAUUUCCUGUUA